ACAAGAAAAGUAAAACACAAAUGUGCAUGUGUACCUGUCUGUCUACAUCCCUCCAAAUUGACCCAACACCUUCAUAUUCGUGGCCUUCCAUUUACUCAAACCCAUCAAACACUUUUUUCAUAAUUCAAACUUAAUUUGAUAAAUCUUCUUCUAAUUCCUAAUUCUAAUCCAAAUUCUUUUCAAAAACCCAAAUUUUUUUUUAUAAUCUCUCCCCUUAAUCUCUUUUCCGCCGACAUUCUUCCUUGAAUUUUUAGUGGUUUUAUUUCAUAAUUCUUUUUAUUGUAUACAAUAUUUUACACCUACUUUUGUGAUUUUUGUUUGAUUUAGAAGGGAAAAGGGGAAAAGCGGUUGAUCCGUAGAUCUAGUAGUCUUAAAUUACGGAUUCAAUUUUAGAUGAUUUAUGAUUGCUAAUCUACUUUUCAUUCAUCACAAAAUCAUCAAUCCUGGGUUUUAAUCCCUUUUUUUAGAGGUUGAGGCUUUUGCUUCAGGUACAAUGCAGGUGAUGUCCUGGCACUUUUUAUGAUGGACUUGGCCUUGUACUUUACCAUUGAAGAAGGCUUCUGCUUUAGACUCUGCUAUUUCAGGACUUAAUUUUUAGUUAUUUAUACGUAAGGGCUCCUUUGAUACCAUGGGAGAGUGGGUUAUUGGAGCUUUCAUUAAUCUUUUUGGAAGCAUUGCUAUAAACUUUGGAACUAACCUUCUCAAGUUAGGUCAUACUGAGAGAGAGAGGUCUUUGCUCGAGAAUAAAGAGACUGUUGGGAAGAUUGUUGUGAAGCCAAUCACUCAAUUUCAGACGUGGAGAGUUGGCAUUCUAUUCUUUGCUUUUGGAAAUUGCCUGAAUUUUAUAUCAUUCGGAUAUGCUGCUCAGUCACUUCUUGCAGCUCUGGGAUCUGUGCAGUUUGUUUCCAACAUUGCAUUUGCCUAUUUUGUUCUAAACAAGAAGAUCUCGGUGAAGGUACUAGUAGCUACAGCUUUCAUUGUUCUUGGAAAUGUUUUCCUUGUUGCUUUUGGCAAUCACCAGUCACCUGUAUUUACUCCCGAGCAAUUGGCUGAGAAGUACAGCAACAUCACAUUCCUUUUGUACUGCUUAACUUUGGUAUUUAUUGUUGCCUUUCAUCAUUAUGUUUACAGGAGAGGAGAAUUCCUUGCUACUUCUGAGCACGAAGUCAAGUCCUAUUGGAAGAUGCUUCUUCCUUUUUCCUAUGCAGUUGUUUCAGGCGCAGUGGGUUCCUGUUCAGUGUUGUUUGCCAAGUCUCUAUCUAAUCUUCUAAGACUGGCCAUGUCCAGUAGUUAUGAACUACAUACUUGGUUCACAUACUCCAUGCUUCUGUUGUUUCUUAGCACAGCUGGUUUCUGGAUGGCUAGACUGAAUGAAGGAUUGGCUUUUUUUGAUGCUAUUGUCAUAGUACCCAUGUUCCAGAUUGCUUGGACGUUUUUCUCGAUUUGUACAGGAUUUAUAUACUUCCAGGAAUAUCAGGUCUUCAAUACUCUACGAACCACAAUGUUUAUCUUAGGAAUGAUGUCUGUUUUCUUAGGCAUUACUUUGCUUGCUCCCGAUGAGGCAAAAGGUGGUGAAGCCAAAGAAAGUUCCUUGGAUGCUAUCACAUCUCAAAGUGUUGAAAAUGACGGGGAAAGGUUGUUAGUGACAACAUCCGAGGAUAUGCAAAGCCCAGAAGGGAAGCCAUUUGUACAAAGACUAUUGACCAAAUCUACUGAUGUUAUGCUGAAAGCAAAGACUACUUGCUUAUUAGCACUAGGUUUGGGAGAGCAUACGAUCAAUGCAUCCUCAGUUCUAGCAAUGCCGAUGUUAUCAUCAAAGAUAACCGGAUUUAGAGGCACUACCGUGGAUCGGGCCAAGUUUUUCCCCAUGCGAAACAGUGGCUGGGAUAAAAUCCCGAUGGAUGAAGACGGUGCUAAACUGCUGGAGACGAGUUCGCUUGUCUAGCAGCGUCAUAGGAUUAUUAGUUUUGUUAAAUGAUUUUAUCGACACCAUUUUACGGUGUCAAACUUAUAGGCUAUUAGAGUGACGAAAUUCUUUCCCACUAUCGUUUAGUAUAUAAUCAAAAUGAAUUGUUAUUGGUGUACAUACUCGAUCUUCUGAUCAACGAUCAUCCUUGUACAAUUUGUCAAGUAAAUAUGUAAAAGAAAUUGAUGAACGAUUGUCAAUCUUCGAAAUUAUUGUGAUAUUCAGAUUGCUAGCACUUGCCUUGCCUCCUCCA
Amaranthus tricolor (Joseph's coat) is the source of this 2219-nucleotide messenger RNA. RefSeq names its product probable magnesium transporter NIPA8. The coding region runs from base 629 to 1945 and encodes 438 amino acids. The transcript is spliced from 14 exons. Gene Ontology annotation, cellular component: membrane. Lineage: Eukaryota; Viridiplantae; Streptophyta; Magnoliopsida; Caryophyllales; Amaranthaceae. Gene Ontology annotation, molecular function: magnesium ion transmembrane transporter activity. Gene Ontology annotation, biological process: magnesium ion transport. The record is from RefSeq and is a predicted model, not a curated record.